GAGAUAUUCUGUGGUUAUGUUUGUAGCUUAAUUACAACAAAUCACCUGUUGCCAAAAAAAUCUGACGUAUUCAGAACAAUAUUUUGUGUCUUACCUUUUUCUCGUUUUCCCGUGUUAUCGGCCAAGUCACAGCUUGCAAAAAGGUUGUGCCCCCUUCAAUCGCAGCACUUAGGGAAUGAUGGACAAGCUGAAGCGAGUCCUAAGCGGCAAUGAUACACCGGAUGAGGAGAGUGGCAUAAUGUCCCAGUUAAAUGAAGCUUCAACCCUUAGCUGGUCGACAAGAAUCAAGGCAUUCCUUGCCUGUUUCAUUAUAGGAAUUCUACUCACUUUUCUGGGGUCUUUUGCCUUGUUUUUCGGCAAGGGUUUGAAGAUAUUCGCAGUUUUUUACACGCUGGGCAACAUUAUAUCGUUACUAAGCACUUGUUUCCUAAUGGGGCCUUGCAACCAGUUGCAGAAAAUGUUCCACUCAUCGAGAGCCAUAGCCACUUGUCUCGUUCUGGGCAGUAUCGUUAUGACCCUGUUAUCGGCCUUAGUUUUUAAAAACGCUGGUUUGGCACUUUUGUUCAUCAUCAUGCAGUCACUGGCAAUGACCUGGUACUCGUUAUCCUACAUCCCCUAUGCGCGAGAUGCAGUGAAAAAAACAGUCUCAUCGUGCAUUGCAUGAUGCCGUUUGGUUUGUUUUGCCAAUUGCUAUCUUACCAGAAGACUAAUAUUUCAUAAAUUUGAUCAGAGCAGUUUGCUUUGUGUACUUACUUAUACGGUAUAAAGGCCUUAUCUGCUCAAAGACUAGUUGGAGGACCAGCCGGACGUAUAAUUAUAUAUGGUAGUUUUAUAUGAGGCGUUUAUUCCCACAAGUAUUAUAUUUUGUAUACCGCAUUUACACAAAUCAGAUCCUGUUAAUUUAGCACGGAACUCAGAACUGAAAGUAUUGUUUUUUUGUAUUUUUAACUCAAAAGUAUCUAUAUUUGUAAACUGGAAACGCACCGUAAGUCAAGAGUGACUUAACAUAUCUCAUUGUAACAUUAUUAUAGGGAUAUUGGCUAUGUUAAUAAAUUAUAUGUAAUUA
This is a messenger RNA of Dendroctonus ponderosae (mountain pine beetle), 1066 nucleotides long. Its product is annotated as vesicle transport protein SFT2B. NCBI's taxonomy places the organism in Eukaryota, Metazoa, Arthropoda, Insecta, Coleoptera, Curculionidae. Gene Ontology annotation, cellular component: membrane. Gene Ontology annotation, biological process: vesicle-mediated transport. The record is from RefSeq and is a predicted model, not a curated record. Bases 176 to 664 code for a protein of 162 amino acids. The transcript is spliced from 5 exons.